Messenger RNA from Mercenaria mercenaria, 627 nucleotides. RefSeq names its product CCN family member 5-like. Gene Ontology annotation, molecular function: protein binding. The record is from RefSeq and is a predicted model, not a curated record. The transcript has 5 exons. Bases 61 to 567 code for a protein of 168 amino acids. NCBI's taxonomy places the organism in Eukaryota, Metazoa, Mollusca, Bivalvia, Venerida, Veneridae.
UAUCGCGCAUUCGUUGGCAAUCCUGUAACUUUCGGUCAGAUUCAACCGGACUUCGCCAAGAUGAAAACGUUGUUUAUGAUUUUGUUUAAUAUUGUGUUUGUUGCCACCGCGGCAAAACGUAUUGAUGGAGAAACAAAGAGAAUGCUUUUAGCAUCAACAGCAUGCAGCGAUGUAUUAUCAGACUGCAGCUCCUAUGAUCCGUCUGUCUGUACGGAUGAUAAAUAUAAGCAAUGGGCCACUCAAAACUGCGCAAAAACAUGCCAUAAAUGCUCAAGCACAAGUGGAGGUGGGACUGGAAAUGGCGGAACAAUAAGUGGUAGUUCGGCAGGAUGUGUAUAUAAGUCGCAGAUAUACCAGCAAGGACAGACCUGGAGGGAUGGUUGUAAAUUAUCCUGCCACUGCCUUGAUGGGUUUUCUGGUCAAUACACGUGUAACGAACUGUGUUUAAUAUGGGAUCUACCACUCCAGUGCCAUAUGCAGCCCCCGGUCGCGGGAAAAUGUUGCGGUAAACCAUAUUGCCCGGAAGGUUUCACUGUCAACUACCCGCCUGGAUAUGUUGACCAAUAAUGCCCUUGAAUUGACAAUUUCUGGAUGUAAAACAGCCGAUGAAUACACGUUCAAAUAACA